GUUAAUCUCGUAAAAAGCGUGAAUAAUAACUUUUUUUUCCUUUUCUUUUCUUUUGGUGGGGGUUAGAAGAGAAAUUAUAUGUGCACAGCACUCGCGCAGUGUUGAAGCGAGUCUCCAGAUUCUUCGUUUCCCUUUUCAGAACCCUGAUCAUUCACUCAGAUCAAUGGCUGAGGCAGCAAACCCAGUUACUCCAAGUCACGAGCUGUUGGAAUGGCCGAAGCAGGACAAGCGCAGAUUCUUACAUGCUGUGUAUCGAGUGGGAGACCUUGAGCGCACCAUCAAGUUUUACACUGAAUGUCUUGGGAUGAAGCUACUGAGGAAAAGAGAUGUUCCGGAAGAAAAAUAUGCCAAUGCUUUUCUUGGUUUUGGCCCAGAGGACUCUCACUUUGUGUUGGAAUUGACCUACAACUAUGGGGUUGAUAAGUAUGACAUUGGAACGGGAUUUGGACAUUUUGCCAUUGCAACUCAAGAUGUUUACAAAUUGGUUGAAGACAUAAAGGCGAAGGGUGGAACUAUCACUCGAGAGCCUGGUCCAGUUAAAGGCGGAUCAACUGUUAUUGCUUUUGCCAAGGAUCCAGAUGGCUACCUUUUUGAACUAAUUCAACGAGGUCCCACUCCUGAACCACUCUGCCAAGUGAUGCUUCGUGUUGGUGAUCUUGAGCGCUCUAUCAAAUUUUAUGAGAAGGCUCUAGGAAUGAGACUCUUGAAGAAAACUGACAGACCCGAACAAAAGUACACCAUAGCAAUGAUGGGAUAUGCUGAUGAAUAUGAGACAACUGUUCUGGAAUUGACAUACAACUAUGGUGUAACUGAAUAUACAAAAGGAAAUGCAUAUGCACAGGUUGCAAUUAGUACUAAUGAUGUAUACAAGAGCGCUGAAGUUGUGAAGAUAGUUACCCAGGAGCUUGGCGGAAAGAUAACUCGUGAACCAGGACCAAUCCCUGGAAUUAACACUAAGAUAACUUCUUUCCUGGAUCCAGAUGGAUGGAAAACUGUUCUGGUUGACCAUGAAGAUUUUCUGAAGGAACUCUAGACAAACGAGUUGGGUGGUCAAGAAAUGCUGGAGGUGAUGUACCUUAAAAUUGAUGUUUCCAUUUCUGGUUCAAUAAUGUAAUCACAUAUUAACAUGGGAUGAUCUGUAGUAAUAGAUCGUAGUAUUAAGCAAAAGCUAGAAAUGCAAAUUCAAGCAUCAUCUCCUGUAUGACUUCUCUGUAUUACGUGUGUGGAUUUGAGGACAGAAGAUUUGGUUUUUUCAA
This is a messenger RNA of Sesamum indicum (sesame), 1256 nucleotides long. RefSeq names its product glyoxalase/bleomycin resistance protein/dioxygenase superfamily protein (gene GLX1). NCBI's taxonomy places the organism in Eukaryota, Viridiplantae, Streptophyta, Magnoliopsida, Lamiales, Pedaliaceae. Gene Ontology annotation, molecular function: lactoylglutathione lyase activity; metal ion binding. The record is from RefSeq and is a predicted model, not a curated record. Gene Ontology annotation, cellular component: cytoplasm.